This is a messenger RNA of Ictalurus punctatus (channel catfish), 5071 nucleotides long. It is a transcript of the gene ube3b, whose product is annotated as ubiquitin protein ligase E3B. Gene Ontology annotation, biological process: protein polyubiquitination; ubiquitin-dependent protein catabolic process. Gene Ontology annotation, molecular function: ubiquitin protein ligase activity; protein binding. The record is from RefSeq and is a predicted model, not a curated record. The coding region runs from base 516 to 3725 and encodes 1069 amino acids. Lineage: Eukaryota; Metazoa; Chordata; Actinopteri; Siluriformes; Ictaluridae. The transcript has 27 exons.
GAAUAAAACUCGGCGCAGAGCUCGAGACGGCCUUUAAUCCGCCGCGGUCCGGCUGAGCUCGGGUUCGAGUGUGGAGUUAGUGUGUGUGUGAUGAGUGACAGCAUGAACUUUAUCCGCAGUGAGGGGGAAUGCAGUGUAGCAGUGAGGCUAGUCCGGCUAGCAGCGGCGGUUAGCCUGCUUGUUUUUGUUUACAGUUUAAUCAGCUGGAGCCGCGGAGCAGCGCGGGAUAGAGUUUCCUCUUCAUUUAUCUCCUUUAACGGAGGAAACUGCAAGUCAGGGGGAGUUUGAUCUCUUGAUCUAGAGCUGGGUGUUAUUAUCUGGGUUUAGAGAGACUGUAAAGCUGUAAAGGAAUCCCAGCGUUACCUUCAGCGCAGGUAUGAGGUGUGAGACGCGGACUGUGUGCUGGAGAUGUCGCGUGUGAAAGACGUGGACGUGCGAUAGCCUUCUUAUGAUCUUUAACAGAAGAGACAACAUUAAAGACUGCGACGUGGAGGAAACGGUGUUGCGCGUGAAAGAUGUUCGGCGCGACGCAGACGUCCAAGUCUCAGUUCCUGGAUAAAGCGCGGCUGGCGCGGGAGGAGAGGAAGGGGCAGAAGGAGCGCGAGAGAGCGGCCACGCAGAUCCAGGCUCUGGUGCGCAGGUUUCUCUGCCGCUGUCGGCUGCAGAGGGAAAUCAGGAACGAGGUGGAUGAGUUCUUCGCCGCAGGAGAAGCAGGAGCCGCUAAGAGAAACGCGCUGUCCAUCUUUAAAAUCAGCAGGAAGUUAUUAUUCGUGUUCAGUAAGGAUGAUAAACUGAGGUUUGAGAAACUCUGCAGGACGGUUCUGAGCAGCAUGGACGCUGAGAACGAGCCGAAGGUGUGGUACGUUUCUCUGGCGCUGUCUAAAGACCUGACCAUCCCCUGGCUCAAACAGAUCAAAGACCUGCUCUGGCUCUCCUGCGAGUUCCUCAAAAAACUCAAGCCGGACAUCCUGCAGGAUAAUAAAUUAGUGACUCUGUAUCUGACGAUGCUCAUCACCUUCACCGACACGUCCACAUGGAAAAUAGUGCGAGGGAAAGGCGAGGCGCUGAAGCCUGCGUUAAACAGGAUCUGUGAGAACAUCAUGGGUCACCUCAACCAGAAGGGCUUCUACUCCGUUCUGCAGAUUUUGUUAACCAAUGGAUUGGCGAGAUCCAGACCCUCUCUCUCUAAAGGCACACUCACCGCCAUCUUCACGCUGUCACUCAGACCCGUCUUAGCAGCACAUUUCUCUGAUAACCUGCUGAGAUCUUUCCUCCUCCACAUCAUGUCCGUCCCUGCCGUCAUCUCCCAUCUCAACACGCUCACUCCAGACUGUAUGAUCACUAUGCAGACUCAUGAUCUGAUGAGGAAGUUUAUCUUGUUCCUGAGUCGAGAGGAGCAGUGUUUAGACAUCUGUGUCUGUCUGGAGGGAAGUCAUACACUCUGCUUACUGGGUAACCUGAUACAGCUGGGUUACCUGAACGUGAAGGUGUUGGAGCAGGAGGCCGGUCACUUUGUGAGAGAUCUGACAGACAUGAUGUCCUACUGCCAGAGAUACGUCUCUCAGAAAAAGUCCAACCUCACACACUGGCACCCGGUGCUGGGCUGGUUCUCCCAGACUGUCGACUACGGGCUGAACGAGUCGAUGCCGCUGGUGACGAGGCAGCUGCAGUGUCUUUGGGGCGUUCCUGUGAUCUGCACGCUCUUCUGUGACGUCCUCAGCAAAAAACUGGAGGGGCAAGAGCCCGCCCCUCUUCCUCCUCCUCAGCCAACCGCAGCUCAGAACAACCUGCCUGUCAAAAAUCUGUUUAAGCGAGCGUUCCAGAAGUCGGCGUCGGUCCGGAACAUUCUGAAGCCGGUCGGGGGGAAGAGGGUGGACUCGGCCGAGGUGCAGAAAGUGUGCGGCGUGUGUGUGCUGUAUCAGACGGCCCUCACCACGCUCACACAGAUCCGCCUGCAGAUCCUCACAGGUCUGACGUAUCUGGACGAGCUGCUGCCGAAGCUGUGGGCGUUUAUCUGUGAGCUCGGACCUCAGGGAGGACUCAAACUCUUCCUCGAGUGUCUCAACAACGACACGGACGAGUCCAAACAGCUGCUGGCCAUGCUCAUGCUCUUCUGUGACUGCUCACGACACCUAAUAACGAUCCUGGAUGAUAUCGAGGUUUACGAGGAGCAGAUUUCCUUUAAGAUGGAGGAGCUCAUCACCAUCUCGUCCUUCCUAAACACGUUUGUGUAUAAAAUGAUCUGGGAUGGCAUUCUGGAGAAUGCGAAAGGGGAGAAGCUGGAUCUGUUCCACAGCGUGCACGGCUGGCUGAUGGUGCUGUAUGAGAGAGACUGUCGCAGGAGAUUCACGCCUGAUGAACACUGGCUACGCAAGGACCUGAAGCCUAGUCUGCUGUUCCAAGAGCUGGACAAAGGCAAGAAGAGAACUCAGCUUCUGCUGCAGUACAUCCCUCACGUCAUUCCACACAAAAACAGGGUUCUGUUGUUCCGGAACAUUGUGACGAAGGAAAAGGAGACGCUGGGAUUGGUCGAGACAAGCUCCGCCUCCCCGCAUGUGACGCACAUAACUAUUCGGCGCUCUCGCAUGCUCGAGGACGGGUACGACCAGUUGCGUAGGCUGCCCGUGAACUCCAUUAAAGGUGUGAUCCGUGUGAAGUUUGUGAAUGACCUAGGGGUGGACGAGGCUGGGAUCGAUCAGGACGGAGUGUUUAAGGAGUUUCUGGAGGAGAUCAUUAAGAAGGUCUUCAACCCUGCGCUCAACCUGUUCAAGACGACCAGUGGGAACGAGCGCCUGUACCCCUCGCCCACGUCCAGCCUCCAUGAGAACCACCUGCAGCUGUUCGAGUUCGUGGGUAAGAUGCUGGGUAAGGCGCUGUACGAGGGCAUCGUGGUGGACGUCCCCUUCGCCUCGUUCUUCCUGAGUCAGGUGCUCGGACAUCACCACAGCUCCUUCUACAGCUCCAUCGACGAGCUGCCCUCACUCGACUCCGAGUUCUACAAGAACCUCACCUCCAUUAAGCGCUACGAUGGUGAUGUGAGUGAUCUGGGUCUGACUUUAUCAUACGAUGAGGAUGUGAUGGGGCAGUUAGUGUGUCAUGAGUUGAUUCCGGGUGGAAAGACCAUUUCUGUUAGUAAUGAAAACAAGAUCAGCUACAUCCACCUGAUGGCACAUUUCCGAAUGCACACCCAGAUAAAGGAGCAGACGGGGGCGUUUAUCCGCGGUUUCCGCAGCAUCAUCAACCCCGAGUGGCUGCACAUGUUCUCCACCCCUGAGGUGCAGCGGCUCAUCUCCGGGGACAACGCCGAGAUCGAUCUGGACGACCUCAAAAAGCACACUGUGUACUACGGCGGCUUCCACAGCAGCCACAGGGUGAUAAUCUGGCUGUGGGACAUCCUGUCCAGUGACUUCACUCCUGAAGAGAGGGCCAUGUUCCUCAAGUUUGUCACCAGCUGUUCCAGACCUCCUCUGUUGGGUUUCGCCUAUCUCAAACCGCCUUUCUCCAUCCGCUGUGUGGAAGUGUCGGACGACCAGGACACGGGGGACACUCUGGGCAGCGUGCUCCGUGGUUUCUUCACCAUACGCAAGAAGGAACCAGGCGGCCGUCUGCCCACCUCCUCCACCUGCUUCAACCUGCUCAAACUGCCCAAUUACAGCAAGAAGAGCAUCCUCAGAGACAAACUGCGCUACGCCAUCAGCAUGAACACGGGCUUCGAGCUCUCCUAACACACACCUCUACAUCCUCACACACACACACACACACACACACACUCAGCCAGAGACAGAGCUCAUUCAGAAACCAGCAACGACGAAAGGGAAGCAUAUAUCGAGCGAGCUUCCUGAGUUUCUGGGCAUGUUCAGAGAUGAGAGACUUGAACUGCAGCAGCACAGGGAUUAGUCAGAACGUGUUCACUGCGUACACACACACACACACAUACACACACACACUCUGAAUGGAAAAGGCGAGACCUCUGUCCUACUCAGCAUCUAAAGCCAAAGGAUCUCUACUGGCCUUAUUCACUUCCUCCUGGAGUGUGAAACUCGAUCAAACCCCUCAGCAGAUCUUACUCCCGCUUACACUUCAGUUUCAGAGUAUCGUUCUGUCUCUCUUUGUUUCUCAUCACUCGCACUCCUGGACCUUCACUUCUCAUGAGCAUUGGGACGGAACCCCUCACAUCCGAGGGUGUGUCUGGACUCUCUCUCGCGCUCUACAGCGGAAAGCAAUACGGAUUCAACACAAAGCCAUGAAACACACCACAUGAAGGAAACACCAGCUGUUCCUGAAGCGUUACUCAGACUUUUAAGUAGAUUUAAACACGCAGCUGUUUGGAUCACUGCUCUUGGUUCAGAUUGUGGCUCCACGUGAAAGAUCUAGAAGAACAAAUUUCCAUGUUUCGUCACGUUCCCUAACACACACUACAGGAAGAGAGAGAGCAUUUAAGUGACUUUUUUUUGCACAUUAUUUAAAUCAAAGCAGGCUGCCUAGAGAAGUGUGUUGGAUUCAUUUGUUUAACAGAUUUUAUUGUUCUGAAAUCGAGACGCGUUCACUAACUGUAAAUGUACAGUGAGCUGAGAGCGACUGAAUGGUUUGUUAUUAAAUCCCCAUCAUCACGACCUGACGGAAGACCGCACUGAUGAUCUGUAGUGCCGUGCUGCACAAACCCCCAGCAGCAGGAAACUAAACCCAGUGAAGUCUUAAACAAGCAGGUGUAGCUCCAGGUGUGUGUGACGUCCUGUCAUGGGUACAAUGACCUCCAUAAAAUCACUUCUUUUCUAUUUCCUCAUUAUUCAUUCAAGUUUUUAUUUGUGUCUCUUGUUUCUUUCAGGCACGUACAUGUUUUUGUGUUUAAUAAUUUUAACAUGAAACAGUAGACACACACACACACGCAUUGGUCUGCCGUGGUUUCAGAGUGUUACACUGGAAACAAGCCAUAUAGAAGGAGAUGACGAGUCUUAAACCAGCUCAGAGACUGGACUCUAAAGGACUCUGAAGUUCUCCUCUUGCAUGAUGUCACUGGAUGAUUCAAAACUCUGGUCCUGUCACUAAAUAAAAAAUGAGGGCAUUCUGGGUU